Annulohypoxylon truncatum is the source of this 1393-nucleotide messenger RNA. RefSeq lists its product as uncharacterized. NCBI's taxonomy places the organism in Eukaryota, Fungi, Ascomycota, Sordariomycetes, Xylariales, Hypoxylaceae. The record is from RefSeq and is a predicted model, not a curated record. Bases 143 to 1243 code for a protein of 366 amino acids. The transcript has a single exon.
GUAAUUCCGAACUCAUUCAUCGGACAAACAAGGUCAGGAGGACGCGAGAAGAGCUCUACUCGUCUCGACGACGAUCCAUUCGCUUCUCUUUAUUCCGCUUCAUUUUUUUUUAGUUACCUACCUACCUACUCAGUCGCACAGGAUGGCGUACCGUUUCCCCAGCACCAUCAGCGCAGCGCGCGUCGUGACCUUCGUCAGCACCGCGGCCUGGAUCCAGGGCACCAGCGCGAGCGAAGCCGCGCUGCCGGAAGAAGCCCUCAACAACUUCCUGCGCCGGCACGGCGUCGGCGCUGCCACCAAAGUCGGGCCCAGACAAGCUUCUGCCUCCGCGCCUGUCGUGGCGGCGCCUAAGGACGAAGACGACGAAGAAGAAAAAGAAGAGGCGGACUCGGUCUCGUCCGCGUCAUCCGUCAGCGGCGACGGCGUCGAAGAAGACGGCGCCUCGUCCGCGAGCUCCGCCGACUCGACGCCGAGCAAGGCCGCCGCCGCCGCCGCCGACUCCGACCCGGCGCAGACCACCGGCAGCUCUACUAGCAGUAACCCCGCCGUUUCCGGUUCCAACACCAACUCUAACGGUAAUUCCGCGCAGGCCGGCAUAACCGCCGCGUCCUCGGGCCAGCCGGCCAUCGGGUCCGCGGACCCGCCGGCGCUGAGCACGGGCGCGAAAGUCGCGAUCGGCGUGUGGAGCGCGGUCGCCGUGGUCGCGCUGGCGGGGCUGAUUUAUUUCUUUAGUAGGAGGAGGAGGGCUAGGAUGGCGAUGGAGGAGAUGAAUGCGCUGCGCGAUGAGGAGUUCGAGAGGGAGAGGUCGCAGAGGGGGAUGUCGGAGGCGGGAGGGUUUGCGGGAGGAGGGGCAGGGGGUCCGCCGAUAAGUGCUGUGGCGCCGUCGGUGUAUUUGAGGGAUAGUAGGGGUGGAGGAGGAGCGGGAGGAGUAGGAGUAGGAGCAGGUGUGGGAGUGGCAAUGGGAGGAGGGAUGGGAGGUGAGAUAGGGGGUAUGGGCGGUACGAGCCGUGCGCCGAGCGGGCAGUGGAUGGCGACGCCGCCGUGGCAGGACUCGGCUCCGACGUGGAGAGAUUCCCAUCCGUGGAGGCAGUCGCAGCCCUCCGUCGUCGGGGCGCAGGAUAGGUUCCCCGCGGGCUCCCGGCCGCCGCUUCCGCCUUUCGCUCCGCAGAACACGAAGCCGGAGGAUGAUAGGCGGACCGAGUACACGGCCGAGACGGAGAGUACGAUCUUUGCUUAUCGGUAGAGGUUGACUGGAGUUGCGAUAAAAAAAAAAAGUAAAAAUGGAGCGGUAUUAUUACUUACGUUCGUCUCGCGGACUGAGUCUGUGGUUAUUAUGUGCAUUAUUACUAGAUCGAUUCUUAAUAUUAUUCAUGGCCGCUUCCGAAGUGUGUAG